CUGCACUGGUUGUGAUUGCUACAGAGUCCAGCCGUGCUUAACCCAGGAGACGGACGUGUGGGAUCUGAUGGUUUUGUUCUAAUCUCUGCUUUGUGUGCUUGUGGCCCCAGUUAAUGCCCGGCCACAAACAUCUGAGCUGUGUACUGCCGCUGCUGCACAAAGGGAGCUUCUAGGCUUUGCUGAGGGAAGAUGGCUUUCUGGACGCAGCUGGGAUUGCUGCUAUGGAAGAACUUCACCUACAGAAGAAGACAGACCUUCCAGCUGCUGAUCGAAGUUGCCUGGCCUCUGUUCAUCUUCUUCAUCCUGAUCUCUGUAAGACUUUCAUAUCCGCCCUACGAGCAGCAUGAAUGUCAUUUUCCAAAUAAAGCUAUGCCUUCAGCAGGCACCUUGCCAUGGAUACAGGGGAUCAUCUGCAAUGCCAACAACCCUUGUUUCCGCUACCCAACUCCUGGGGAAUCCCCUGGUAUUGUUGGGAACUUCAAUGCCUCCAUUGUUUCCCGCCUGUUCUCGGAUGCCAAGAGGUUACUGCUGUACAGCCAACAGGACACGAGUAUAAAGGAUGUCCAGAAGGUCCUGGGAAAACUACGCAAGUUGGGAAACUCCUCUGGCUUAGACUUGAAACUUCGGGAUUUCCUGGUUGACAAUGAGACGCUCUCAGACUUCCUCCACCAUAAUGUGUCCAUGCCAUCAUCUGCAGUAGAGGAGUUACUGAAUGCAAGGGUCAAUCUCCAGCAGGUCAUAGUGUCUGGUUAUCGAAUGCGAUUGCGGGAUCUCUGCAAUAACUCAACUUCAUCUGAAUACCUUAAAAUCCAAAAUCAGACGGUGGCCAUGGACGCUGAAGCCUUAAUUUGCACCUUGUCAAAGGAAAAACUCCAUGCAGCUGAGCAAGCCUUCCGUGCCAACCUGAAUCCUUUGAAGCCCCUUCAGACACAACUUUCUUUCAAUUCGUCCUUGUGGGAUCUGACAGAAACUGUGGAAACUUUGAGAGACAGCGUUGGGAAGCUUGUUAAAGAGUUGCUGACUAUGAAGAGCUGGAGCGACAUGAGGCAGGAGGUGAUGUUCCUGACCAACGUGAAUGCCUCAAACUCCUCUACGCAGAUCUACCAGGCUGUGUCGCGCAUUGUGUGCGGCCAUCCUGAAGGUGGAGGGCUCAAAAUUAAAUCCCUUAACUGGUAUGAGGACAACAACUACAAAGCACUGUUUGGAGGCAACAGCACCGAAGAUGAUGUCAUUAACUUCUAUGACAACUCCACAACACCCUACUGCAAUGAGCUAAUGAAGAACUUGGAAUCCAGCCCGCUUUCCAGGAUUAUCUGGAGGGCUUUGAAACCCUUGCUGAUUGGGAAGAUCUUGUACACUCCAGACACACCAGCUGUAAGGAAGGUCAUGUCUGAGGUGAACAGGACAUUCCAGGAGCUGGGUGUGUUUCGUGACCUCGGGGGAAUGUGGGAGGAGAUAAGCCCAAAGAUUUGGACAUUUAUGGAAAGUAGUCAGGAAAUGGAUCUCAUUCGGACGCUGCUGAAAGGCAAAGCCCUCUGGGACCUGCACUUGCCAGCAUCCAACUGGACAGUGGAGGACGUUGCCCGUUUCCUGUCGAACCGUCCGGAGGACUUUGGAGCAGAAGAUGGCUCUGUGUAUACCUGGGUGGAUGCCUUCAACGAGACAGACCGGGCUAUCCAGACCAUCUCCCGCUUCAUGGAGUGUGUCAACUUGGACAAACUGGAGCCUGUGGCCACAGAAGCCCGGCUUAUAAACAAGUCCUUGGAACUCCUGGAUCAGCGGAGGUUCUGGGCUGGCAUAGUCUUCAAUGAAAUAGCUCCUGACAGCACGGACCUCCCUCAGCACGUGAAGUACAAGAUACGCAUGGACAUCGAUAACGUGGAAAGGACCAACAAGAUCAAGGAUGGGUACUGGGAUCCCGGUCCCCGUGCUGACCCCUUUGAGGACAUGCGCUACGUCUGGGGAGGCUUUGCCUAUCUGCAGGACGUGGUGGAGCAGGCCAUCAUCAGGGUGCAGACUGGCACGGAGAAGAAGACGGGAGUUUAUGUGCAGCAGAUGCCCUACCCAUGCUACGUGGAUGACAUAUUUCUGCGCGUCAUGAGCCGCUCCAUGCCCCUCUUCAUGACACUGGCCUGGAUCUACUCAGUGGCUGUGAUAAUUAAGGGCAUUGUGUAUGAGAAGGAAGCUCGACUGAAAGAGACGAUGAGGAUCAUGGGACUUGACAAUGGCAUCCUUUGGUUAAGCUGGUUCAUUAGCAGCCUCGUCCCUCUCCUGAUGAGUGCAGGACUGCUGGUGCUGAUCCUGAAGAUGGGGAAUCUGCUGCCUUACAGCGACCCUAGCGUGGUGUUUGUUUUCCUCUCGAUCUUCGGCGUUGUGACCAUCCUCCAGUGCUUCCUCAUCAGCACCGUGUUCUCCAGGGCCAACCUGGCAGCUGCCUGUGGGGGCAUUGUCUACUUCACACUGUACCUGCCUUAUGUGCUGUGUGUUGCCUGGCAGGACUAUAUCAGCUUCUCACUCAAGAUUUUUGCGAGCCUGCUGUCUCCAGUAGCCUUUGGUUUUGGUUGCGAGUACUUUGCACUGUUUGAGGAGCAGGGUGUUGGUGUUCAGUGGGACAACUUCUUUGAGAGCCCCUUGGAAGAAGAUGGCUUUAGCAUCACCACAUCUGCCGUCAUGAUGCUGUUUGAUACGUUCCUGUAUGGAGUCAUGACCUGGUACAUUGAAUCUGUCUUCCCAGGCCAGUAUGGGAUUCCCAGACCCUGGUACUUUCCUUUCACAAAGUCAUAUUGGUUUGGCGAGGAAUCACAGGACAGGCAGCACCCUCAUCCUGAUCAGAAGGGGUCUUCAGAGGUCUGCAAGGAGGAAGAGCCGGUGCAUUUGAGCCUCGGUGUUUCCAUUCAGAACCUGGUCAAGGUUUAUCGUGACGGCAAGAAAGUUGCUGUAGAUGGUCUCACACUGAACUUCUAUGAAGGCCAAAUCACCUCCUUCCUGGGACACAAUGGAGCAGGAAAAACCACUACCAUGUCCAUCUUGACUGGCUUGUUCCCCCCAACUUCGGGUACAGCCUUCAUCCUGGGCAAAGAUAUCCGCUCUGAGCUCAGCACCAUCAGGCAGAACCUGGGUGUAUGUCCACAACACAAUGUGCUGUUUGACUUGCUGACUGUGGAGGAGCACAUCUGGUUCUAUGCUCGGCUCAAAGGGCUGCCGGAAAAGAAAGUGAAAGAGGAGAUGGAGCAGAUGGCAGCAGAUGUUGGUUUGCCUCACAAACUGAAAGCUAGGACAAGCAGACUCUCUGGUGGCAUGCAGAGGAAGCUGUCUGUUGCCUUAGCAUUUGUUGGCGGCUCCAAGGUUGUCAUCCUGGAUGAGCCCACAGCUGGGGUGGAUCCUUAUUCUCGCAGGGGGAUAUGGGAACUGCUUCUGAAGUACCGGCAAGGUCGCACUAUCAUUCUCUCCACACACCACAUGGAUGAGGCAGACAUUUUGGGGGACCGGAUUGCCAUCAUUUCUCAUGGCAAGCUCUGCUGUGUUGGCUCUUCUCUCUUCCUGAAGAACCACCUGGGAACAGGCUAUUAUUUGACCCUGGUCAAGAAGGAUGUGGAUUCCUCUCUGAGCUCCUGCAGAAACAGCAGCAGCACAGUGUCCUAUUUGAAAAAGGAUGACAGUGUCUCCCAGAGCAGCUCUGAUGCUGGCCUCGGCAGUGACCAUGAAAGUGACACACUUACAAUAGAUGUCUCUGCAAUUUCAAAUCUCAUUACAAAACAUGUUCCUGAGGCCAGACUAGUGGAGGACAUUGGCCAUGAGUUAACCUAUGUCUUGCCCUACAAGGCUGCUAAAGAGGGAGCUUUUGUGGAGCUGUUCCAUGAAAUUGAUGACCGUCUUUCUGAUCUUGGCAUUUCCAGCUAUGGCAUCUCUGAAACUACCCUGGAGGAGAUCUUCCUGAAAGUGGCUGAUGACAGCGGUGUGGAUGCAGAAACCUCAGAUGGGACGUUGCCAGCCAGAAGGAACAGACGCGUGUUUGGAGAUAGACAGAGCUGCCUUCGUCCAUUUACAGAAGAUGAUGCAUUUGAUCCUAAUGAUUCAGACAUAGAUCCAGCAGAAUCCAGAGAGACAGACCUUCUCAGUGGCAUGGACGGGAAAGGCUCCUACCAGAUGAAGGGCUGGAAGCUCACCCAGCAGCAGUUCAUGGCUCUGUUGUGGAAGAGGAUGCUUAUUGCCAAGAGAAGCCGGAAGGGCUUCUUUGCCCAGAUCGUGCUGCCAGCUGUCUUUGUGUGUAUUGCUCUCAUGUUCAGCCUGAUUGUUCCUCCUUUUGGGAAGUAUCCCAGCCUGGAAUUACAACCCUGGAUGUAUGAUGAGCAGUACACUUUUAUUAGCAAUGAUGCUCCUGAAGAUGCAGGCACUCAGAAGCUUCUGGAUGCCCUGCUUGAUAAGCCUGGUUUUGGGACGCGCUGUAUGCAGGGACAUUCCAUCCCAGACACUCCUUGCACUGUGGGGCAGAAGGAAUGGACCACUGCUUUGGUCCCAGAGUCAGUCCAGGACAUCUUCUUGAAAGGCAACUGGAGCAUGGAGAACCCUUCCCCGUCUUGUGAGUGCAGCAAUGAGAAGAUCAAGAAGAUGCUGCCUGUGUGCCCCCCUGGUGCCGGCGGGCUGCCACCGCCACAGCGAGAGCAGGACACCACUGACAUCCUCCAGAAUCUAACGGGCCGCAAUAUAUCAGACUACCUAGUGAAGACCUAUGCCCAGAUCAUUGGGAAAAGCUUAAAGAAUAAGAUCUGGGUGAAUGAGUUCAGGUAUGGUGGCUUUUCCUUGGGAGCCAGCAGUUCCCUUGUGCUUCCUCCAAGCCAUGAAGUCACUGAUGCCAUUAAACAGGUGAAGAAAAUCUUGGAGCUAGCACAGGGAAGUUCUGGAGAUCGAUUUCUCAAUAGCUUGUCAAGCUUCAUGAAAGGCCUGGAUACAAAGAACAAUGUGAAGGUGUGGUUUAACAACAAGGGCUGGCAUGCCAUCGCAUCCUUCCUGAAUGUGAUCAACAAUGCCAUCCUCCGGGCCAACCUGCAGCAGGGUGAAAACCCCAGUGCCUACGGGAUCACUGCCUUCAACCACCCCCUGAACCUCACCAAGCAGCAGCUCUCUGAAGUGGCCCUGAUGACCACCUCUGUGGAUGUCCUCGUCUCCAUCUGUGUGAUCUUUGCCAUGUCCUUUGUUCCUGCCAGCUUUGUGGUUUUCCUUAUUCAAGAACGUGUCAGCAAGGCUAAACACUUGCAGUUCAUCAGUGGUGUGAAGCCUGUGAUCUACUGGCUGGCCAACUUUGUCUGGGAUAUGUGCAACUACAUUGUUCCAGCCACACUGGUCGUCAUCAUCUUCAUCUGCUUCCAGCAGAAGUCCUACGUAUCCUCCUCCAACUUGCCUGUGCUGGCUCUCCUUCUGUUUCUCUAUGGGUGGUCCAUCACCCCUCUCAUGUAUCCGGCCUCCUUCGUGUUCAAAAUCCCCAGCACAGCAUAUGUUGUGCUGACCAGCGUGAACCUCUUCAUUGGCAUCAACGGCAGCGUGGCCACCUUUGUCCUGGAGCUCUUCACCAACAACAAGCUGAAGGACAUCAAUGACAUUCUGAAGUCUGUCUUCCUCAUCUUCCCCCACUUCUGCCUGGGGCGGGGACUCAUUGACAUGGUGAAAAACCAGGCCAUGGCUGAUGCUCUGGAGAGGUUUGGAGAAAAUCGUUUUGUGUCCCCUCUGUCGUGGGACCUGGUGGGAAGGAAUCUCUUUGCCAUGGCAGUAGAGGGUGUUGUUUUUUUCCUCAUCACAGUGCUCAUCCAGUACAGGUUCUUCAUAAAACCCAGGCCUGUCUAUGCGAAGCUGCCACCUGUGAAUGAUGAAGAUGAGGAUGUAACCAGAGAGAGGCAGAGGAUAAUUAGUGGAGGAGGACAGAGUGACAUCCUGGAAAUCAAGGAGCUAACCAAGAUUUACAGAAUGAAGCGAAAGCCAGCGGUUGAUAGGAUAUGUGUUGGAAUCCCCCCUGGAGAGUGCUUUGGACUCCUGGGAGUAAAUGGUGCUGGCAAGUCGUCCACUUUUAAGAUGCUAACUGGUGAUACAGAUGUGACAGGAGGAGAAGCUUUCCUCAAAGGAAACAGCAUCCUCUCCAACAUUCAAGAAGUCCAUCAGAACAUGGGCUACUGCCCGCAGUUUGAUGCUGUUAAUGAACUGCUGACGGGGCGAGAGCACUUGGAGUUCUUUGCCCUCCUGAGGGGUGUUCCAGAGAAAGAAGUCUGCAAGGUUGGCGAGUGGGCAAUUCGGAAACUGGGCCUUGUGAAAUACGGAGAGAAAUACGCCGGGAAUUACAGUGGAGGGAACAGACGCAAACUCUCCACGGCCAUUGCCCUCAUUGGAGGGCCACCCGUGGUGUUCCUGGAUGAGCCCACAACAGGGAUGGAUCCCAAAGCACGUCGUUUCUUGUGGAACUGCGCUCUGAGCGUAAUCAAGGAGGGCAGAUCGGUGGUGCUCACAUCUCACAGCAUGGAAGAAUGUGAAGCCCUGUGCACUCGAAUGGCGAUAAUGGUCAACGGGCGAUUCAGGUGCCUGGGCAGUGUCCAGCAUCUAAAGAACAGGUUUGGAGAUGGUUACACCAUAGUGGUGAGAAUUGCAGGGGCAAACCCAGACCUGAAGCCUGUUGAGGAGUUCUUUGGGCAUGCGUUCCCUGGAAGUGUCCUGAAGGAAAAGCAUCGGAAUAUGCUGCAGUACCAGCUUCCUUCUUCACCAUCCUCCCUGGCCAAAAUAUUCAGUAUUCUCUCCCAGAACAAAAAGAGACUCCACAUAGAAGACUACUCCGUUUCUCAGACAACACUUGACCAAGUAUUUGUAAAUUUUGCUAAGGACCAAAGUGACGACGACCAUACCAAGGACCUGUCAUUGCACAAAAACCAGACUGUGGUAGACAUUGCAAUCCUUAAUUCCUUCCUGCAAGAUGAGAAGGUAAAAGAAAGUUGUGUGUGAGCCAAUUUCAUCAAAGAAAUGAUGAGCAGAAUGCAAACUUCCUUUCCCUGGGAUAGGAUACUCCCAAAGAAGAAGCUAGAGGAAAAGAAACUGGACACUCUACUGAUAACCAUUCAAUGCAAUGCAAUUCAAUGCAAUGAAAACAAUUCCUUUACAGGGGCAGUGCCUCAUAGAGUCGUCUUGUACUGUUCUCAAGUGAAAGACUUGAACUUAGCUCCUUACAGUAUAACUCUGAAGCUGUGGUAAAGCACCCACUAGAUGCUGUGGGCUUUAAACCAUACUGUAUCUUGUUCUGUACAGUAUGUUUUUCUUAGGGUUGCUAAAAUAAUUCACUGAGGAAUCAGGGCCAGUGGUUAUUUACAGGUAUUUUAGACAUGCAUGUUUUAGUUUUUAGAACAUUCAUGUCAGGAGUGGGAAUUUGCUGGUGCUACAUCCAUUGCUGGCAAUGAAUGUACCAGAACAGUCAGUGGCAAGAAAAGUCACCACCAGUGUUGUAGCCUUAGGCUGAGAAAACUUACCUGACCAGCUGCUUUUUCUAGACUGGUAUAGAUCAGUAGUGACAAAUCCGAGGCCACAAAGCAGUACUGUGGAGGUGGGAUGGCAGGAGACAGACCAUCAUAACCACGUAUCUUCAUCAGCAAGUUGUGAUAUGCAGAACUGUGUACCCUCCAAAUGCAUAUGAUUGUCCCACCAGCAUCACAAUCAGUAACACUCUCUGACUAGGUGUUCGUGUAGUUAAGUACUCUACUGCUCCUCUGAGGUACUGCAGCAGCUGCAUGGAUAUCCAGUGGGAGGAAGUGGGUGAGAAGCAGACCUAGGGUUUGGACCACAGCAGCGAACUCAGUAGUUGUACAAGCUGCUAAUGAUUGCCAAGAGCAAAUUUUAAGUCGUGAGCUGUCACUCAGAUUUGUAGUAUCUGCUCUUUAACCCCUGCUUUGCACCAGAAAGGUACCCAUCAUCUGAAAUUACUGCUUAGCACAAGCAUGUUGCCAUUUCUGGCUCUGCCAGAUAAAAACUAGACAUGAGAUGUAGAUUUUUUUUUUUUAACAGUAUUAUUUAUGACUUUAAAUAUGUAGGUAGCGUAACUAGGGAUUGAAAACGCUUUCAGUUGAUCUUUGUAGCCACAGUAUUUCUUCACAUUAUGCCUCAAUGCUAUGCUCUCUUUCUAUCCAUUUGGUGGAUAGCUGCAUUCAU
This is a messenger RNA of Empidonax traillii (willow flycatcher), 8172 nucleotides long. It is a transcript of the gene ABCA1, whose product is annotated as ATP binding cassette subfamily A member 1. Gene Ontology annotation, biological process: transmembrane transport; lipid transport. The coding region runs from base 190 to 6978 and encodes 2262 amino acids. Gene Ontology annotation, molecular function: lipid carrier activity; ATP hydrolysis activity; ABC-type transporter activity. The record is from RefSeq and is a predicted model, not a curated record. Lineage: Eukaryota; Metazoa; Chordata; Aves; Passeriformes; Tyrannidae. The transcript has 50 exons. Gene Ontology annotation, cellular component: intracellular membrane-bounded organelle; membrane.